UUUGGUAACAUCCAUCAAUACUUUUAAUUGUAAGGAUCAAGUCAAUCUACAAGGAAAUAUAGCUUUGCUCCAAGUAAGUGCUACAACAGUAGUUGUCAUUCAACUAUUAUUCAUAUGAUGCAUAUAUCUCUAUCAUUGAUGAACUAAUAUUUCCUAUAGUUUUGGUAUUGGGAACAUGUUCAUGCUGGAUCGAUUUUGUAUUCUCGUAUACCCCGUCCGCUGAUGGCACGGUGGGAUGAAGCCACAGGUAAAAUAAGACAUGAGGCUUAUGAUAAAGGAGGCCUAUAUAAUGGAUUGGUACCUUUCUAGACUUGACUUCUUUAUUUACCAUAUUUAUUUCUUAGUACUGAUUCUUUAUAUCUUUUCAAAGGUUGUCAUGAACAUCGGCGGUGUGGAGCCAACCAACAUUACAAAUGACCAGCAUACCAACAAAGAUACACAUGCGCAUGAAGAUGCUAUCUAUCUACCACAACCACGAGGUCAAACUAUGAGUAGCCAACAAGUAAGUUGCUCCAAGACACAUCCUUCUCAAUAACACAACAAAGGUCACACCUAACCACACUUAUUUUUCUUCUAACAAAACGAGUUGACAUUUCUUUUAUGCAGAUGGACAUGAUACUUCAAACCCAGAACGAUCUAUUUGCAGAACAAGAGAAAAAGUUGGUCAAACAAGUAGUAGAAGUAGAGCACAAAUUAGAUAAAAGAAUAAUCACCGUGACCAAGGACGUGAUAAACAUAAGGGGUAAAAUUGCCACUCAACCUAGGUUGUCCAAGCUGGAGGAUGAAGUUGGAGACCUCAAAAGGGAACUCCAGGUAAGUGACACUACAACAUCAAUUUUACCCAUAACUUCCUAUAUUUUCAUUCUAUGCAUUUCAUGUUACAGGAAUUAAGAUCCCUAGUUGAAACAAACAAACAAUCAACGACGAACAAUGCAUACGUACAGGUGAUAACUAUGGCCCAUAACCUUGCUAACAUGAGCUAAUUUCUGUUCAUUGACCAACUCCUAAUUUUAGGAACAAGAGCAACCAAGCAAUGGCAAGUUUUCAUCAACUCCUGGGUUUGACGCAUGGAAAGCACGGACUUCUGCUGGUACACCUAGUGCAAAACCUGUGGUGCAAAACGAGGAGUUGGACCAAGACAUCCCACCACGGAAGCCUGUAUUCAACAAUGAUUACAUAUUGACAGAUGAAGACUAUGAGGCUGAACUUUUCAUCCGAGGGAGUCACGACCUUGUUGAGGUAGUUCACAUCGAAGACAUUGUGCUAACAGUUCAUCAACUAAAACCAAAUGUUAGCAAACUAUUCUUCGUCGAUGACGUAAGGCCCGUAUACUGCAAUCUACAUCAAGUAUUCUGAAUUGUGCCAUAUUACAUGACUACAAAUUUUGCAGGUUAUUAAUGCAUAUGCACACAUUAGCAAUGUUGCAACUGAUGCUACAUCAUUCAUUUCCAUCGUAGAAAGCAGAAGAUUGCUAGGCGAAUUUGGGGGUAUUCCAAUGGGAAAGCCCACAUGUUGCUAAUGUAGCAACAAAAUUUGUAGGACGCAAAAUGGUAUGCAUAUUUCCUGACUUGUUUAAUUGUAUAUCUUGAUUUUCCCUAAAUUGAGUCCGCUUUAAUUUUCUGCCAGGUACGUGUCCCAAUGAAUGUGCACAACAUGCACUGGUUAUUACUCGUGUUUAAUUUAGACAAAGAAGAGAUCCAGGUCCUAAACUCCAUCCAAGCAUAUCGUGACAUUGCCAAGGAAACUGCACUGGUAAGCUUGCUCUCUUGCUUCCUCUUACCUCAUGUGACACUUUUUGAAAUGCACUGACGCAAUCCCUUGAAUCACUCCUCAUACACCAGGUGGAGUCCAUUCAGGCGUGUAUCAACGAAGCGGUCGAGGAUGGCUUGGUAACACUGCCUAAACCCAUCAAUAUUACCCAGUGGAAAACCACUUGAUAUACUAACAUACCACAACAGACGGAUGGGUACGUAUAGGCAGCUACAUGAUUCCUCACCUACAUUACAAUACUUAACUUCAACUUUACAUCACAGUUAUUCCUGUGGAGCGUACACACUCAAAUACAUGUUGACAUGGGACGGAGACAAAAUUACUGAGGAUUUCACACAGGCAGAAAUACAUAUUUUCAGCUGGAAAAUAUGUUCAAGCCUGCUGCGUUCGGAUUGCAACAAGCUUCGGAAAAAAUCAUACAAGAAUCCUAUAGAGAAGGACGAGUACGAAGCCAGCAUUCCAGAGGAACGAAAAGGUGCAGACGACGACGUCACGAUUGUCAGCAACCCUGAUGUUACAAACAAACCAGACACAUCCGGUGCCCCAAAGCGUAAACGUGGACGCCCGAGGAAGAAUGCCCCUCCUAGUAAUCCAGUGAAACAACAAUUUGACACAGAGACUAUCGCUAAACAAGUGGAGUCAAAAAGACGCAAGCGCAAACCAUCAAACGCCGUGUCCAGCCCAUUCGUACAGCCAUGAAUGGGCUACACGGAGAGGCACUUCAAGGGCAGAUCCAAAUGAUUGAUCUUCAUGGCAUGUUCUUUGAAUUAAAGACUACACUUAUGUUCUAAUGUUUUUGCAUAUUAUUUGUAUGCUUAUGUCCAUCCAAGUGCUUGACUUUUCAUUGGUUCUUUUUAGAGAAAACCCAGCUAAUGAGCUGCAAGUUCCACUUCUAUCAUUUGCACCAUCUGAUC
This is a messenger RNA of Triticum aestivum (bread wheat), 2684 nucleotides long. RefSeq lists its product as uncharacterized. Bases 1963 to 2469 code for a protein of 168 amino acids. The transcript is spliced from 3 exons. The record is from RefSeq and is a predicted model, not a curated record. Lineage: Eukaryota; Viridiplantae; Streptophyta; Magnoliopsida; Poales; Poaceae.